CUAAUAAUGGACGCAAUUAUUUAAUAUGAUAAAUCUGAAUUUCAUGAGACAUCAUCUGGAAUAAAAAUAUCUAAGAAAUCUAUAAUUAAGGGCACUGAAUAAAUUAAUGUAAGUGGUAGAUGCAUCUUUUUUCAUGAUGUUAUUUUAAGAGGAGAUUUAGCUAAAGUAUCAAUAGGCAAAUAUUUGGUUGUUCAUGAAAAGGUCACCCUAAAACCAUCAUAUACCUAUGGUUACACAAAAGAAUCACCUACAAAAAAGGUCAUAAAAUUUCUUCCUUUAAUGAUAAGUGAUUAUGUAGAAAUUGAUUCAAGUUCUAUUAUUUAGGCCUCUAAAAUAGGUACUUGUACAUCAAUUGGAAAAAAUUGUUACAUUGUAAUUCUUGAAUGUUUAUGGUGUGUAGUCUCAUAGAUGUAUAAUUGGAGAAAACUCAAUAAUUCUUGAUGAUUCCAUAUUGCCACCUGAUACUGUUGUGCCUGCCAAUAGCGUAUAUGGAGGAAGACCAGCUAUCUACAUAGCUGAAACACCAGAAUCAACUGCAAUAAUUCAAAAGCAAAAAUUGAUCAAUUUUUAUAAAAACUUUGUGCCUAAGAGUUGA
Messenger RNA from Paramecium sonneborni, 595 nucleotides. The record is from the annotation of a GenBank genome assembly. Lineage: Eukaryota; Ciliophora; Oligohymenophorea; Peniculida; Parameciidae.